Penicillium waksmanii is the source of this 765-nucleotide messenger RNA. RefSeq lists its product as uncharacterized. Bases 1 to 765 code for a protein of 254 amino acids. The record is from RefSeq and is a predicted model, not a curated record. Lineage: Eukaryota; Fungi; Ascomycota; Eurotiomycetes; Eurotiales; Aspergillaceae. The transcript has 2 exons.
AUGAAUGUUACCCUUAGAUUUACCCCUCAGGUCCUCCGAGAGGCUCUACUCCACGGCAUACUCCGCUGUAACCGCAUGCCAGCCUUGGCACAGAGAUAUGGUUCCUUUCUUUUCUAUAUCCUAUGUGCGUCAUUGGGCUCUGCGAAGAACAAGAUGGAAGCAGAGAAAGGGACUAAAGUAGUCCAGGGUCUUCCUGCAGAGGCCACGGAAGAGGCCGAGCUGACCUCCCAGUUCACGAAACAGGAACAUGCCCUCGGCUGGUGGGAAGCGAUCACGUCUACAUUGCCCCGCCAUUGGCUGGAGACUUUUCAUGAUUACAGUCAGUCACAAUUUCCCAAAAAUCCUGGUUGGCCUUCCGUCUCCAAGAAAAAAACAUUCGGCUACAACCAUGACGGCAAAUACAUCAUCACAGUACAAUGGCUCUCAGCAUUUAGUAACGCCAAUCUCCUCGGUGCAGUUUUAGGCGCCCUCUGUUCCGAAAUUGCAUACAGACGCCUAGGACUGCAGCAAAUGACCGGCGGCUGCUGUGUGUUAUCCACCGCAUUCAUUUUCAUCCCAUUUAGCAGCCACACGCCAGUGCAGCUGUCCGUCGGCGAGCUCUUCAACGGGUGCAUCAUCGCUUUCUACCGGAUUUUUGCGUUGGCCUACGUCGAACUAAGCCCCACUAUCUUUGCGCGGGUUUGUGGCCACUCUAACCAAUCUUACUUCGUCGAUCUGUUCCCUCGUCGCCUCGGGUAUUCUCAAGGGCACGGAGUCAAUGGAUAG